AUGAGUAAAACGCAAUUUAAGUAUAGUAUUGUUUCAACACAAAAUGAUGAUUAUAUAACAUCUGAACAAAAAGAUAUCAUUGAAAACAAAGACAAUGUGUCAGAUGAUUGGAAUACGUUACAAACUGAAGGCAGUUUACAUUGGACAUUCGAUACUUGGGUUGCACGAAAAUUCACCAUUGUUUGGCUGAACUCAAAUACACAACACUUGUACUCAGUCUUGGACAAAGAUAGUGUGGUCACUAAACUUCGCGAUGUUACGAGUUCAUUUCAUAUUUUUAACGAUGUUGACGAAUGCGUUGACUUUAUGACUGAUGUUGUCGACAAAGAUGUAUUUUUAAUCAUCUCCAAUCAGCAAAUACAACAACUACUUUCUCUUGUCGAAAACAUUCCUCAACUUGUAUCGAUCUAUAUUUUCGAUUAUGAACAAAUACAGAACGAUCAACAAGCAAACAGUUACAAAAAAGUGCAAGGAGUGUUCCCUGAUUUUUCUAUCAUGAUCAAUGCAUUGAAACAAAGGGCUUCUCGUCGACUAGUUGAUUCGACUUCUUUUAGUAUUAUUGUACCUGCCGCUUCCGCUCCUAAUCUCGACCAAUUAGAUCAAUCAUUCAUGUACACACAAUUACUCAAAGAAAUCAUUCUCGAACUCGAAAAUGAUCACAAUUCUCGGCAAGCUUUUACAGACUUCUGUCUUCAACAUCUUCAAGAGUACGACCUAAGAAAGCAACCACUAGUUCAGUUUCAAAAGUUCUAUGAUCGACAUUCACCUAUCUGGUGGUACACAAAAGAGACAUUUGUCUACACUACACUGAACAACGCUUUGCGCGCCCAGGAUACUGAAAUGCUGAUCAAGAUGGGCUUCUUUCUUCGCGAUUUGCAUGAAGAAAUCAAACAAAACUACCAAGGAUCAUCACAUUCGCCGAAGAUGAUUGUUUAUCGGGGACAAGGAAUGAAAAGCGCUGAUGUCGAUAAAAUACGAAAUGGUAAGGGUGGUCUGCUUGCAUUCAAUUGCUUCUUAUCCACGAGCGAGGACCGAGAAGUUUCAUAUACAUAUGCGGAGAGCGCUCGUGGAAAUAUGGUUCAACAUGGAGUUUUGUUUCGAAUACAGAUUGAUCCAUCCAUAUUCUCUGUACCAUAUGUUUCUGUAAGUCGCCUAAGUCAGUUCGGAGAGGAAAACGAAAUCUUGUUUUCAAUGCACACCGUCUUUCGUAUAAAUGAAAUAAAUGAAAUUGGUGAUCGUCUUUAUCAAGUGGAAUUGACUUUGACGAACGAUAAUGAUCCAGAAUUGAAAGUUUUAACUGAUUGUUUGCGAAUGGAAAUAGGAACAAUGAACGGAUGGCAUCGCUUAGGUGCGUUGAUGCAAACGAUGGGUAGAUACGACAAAGCGCUAGAAAUAUUCGACAUUCUGAUCAAAAAGCCAUCUAACGACGAUGAAGAUGAAGACGAAUUCAAUCGAAUCAUGGCAGAUUUUAGUAUUAACAGUGUACAUUGUUUGAUGGGUAAAUAUUCGAAAUCACUCGAACGUCUCGAACACAUGCUGGAGACAUACCGCGACGAAAUUUCAACCGAUAGUGUAUUUUUCAUGUUAAUUUACCUACAACUCGGUGAGGUGUACCGAUCAAUGGGUAACUAUCCAACUGCAUUGUCGUAUUAUGAAAAAGUACUUGAAACUGCUCAAAAAUAUCUUCACGACCAUUCAAGUCUUGGUAUCCUAUACAAUAAUCUAGGAUUAAUCUAUUGCUCGAAUGGAAAUUACACAGCUGCAUUGUCGCAUUUUGAGAAAGCUAUCAGAGUCAUCCGGAAAUGCCUCCCGAACAAUCACCCAGCUUUCGCCAUGCAUUAUAACAAUAUUGCGAUGGUUCAUCAAUUAAUUGGCAAUUACACAGCAGCCUUGCCAUACCUAGAAAAGGCCAUCGAAAUUAAUCAAAGGGCUCUUCCGCCGGAUCAUCCAUAUUUAGCCAGGAGUUACAACAGUAUUGCGGCGGUUCAUCAAUCACUUGGUAAUUAUACAGCAGCUUUAUCAUACCUAGAAAAGGCCAUCGAAAUUAAUCAAAGGGCUCUUCCGCCAGAUCAUCCAGAUUUAGCCAGGAAUUACAACGGUAUUGCGGUAGUACAUCAAUCAAUUGGUAAUUAUACAGCAGCUUUACAAUACCUAGAAAAGGCCAUCGAAAUCUAUAAAAAAUCUCUCCCACCGGAUCAUCGAGAUUUAGCCAGGAGUUACAACAAUAUUGCGAUGGCCCAUCAAUCAAUUGGCAAUUAUACAGCGGCUUUACCAUACCUAGAAAAGGCCAUCGAAAUCUAUCAAAAGUCUCUUCCUCCGGAUCAUCCAGAUUUAGCCAGGAAUUACAACGGUAUUGCGGUAGUACAUCAAUCAAUUGGCAAUUAUACAGCAGCUUUACAAUACCUAGAAAAGGCCAUCGAAAUCUAUGAAACGGCUCUUCCACCGGAUCAUCCAGAUUUAGCCAGGAGUUACAACAAUAUUGCGAUGGCCCAUCAAUCAAUUGGCAAUUAUACAGCGGCUUUACCAUACCUAGAAAAGGCCAUCGAAAUCUAUCAAAAAUCUCUUCCUCCUGAUCAUCCAGAUUUAGCCAUGAGUUACAACAAUAUUGCGGCAGUACAUCAAUCAAUUGGCAAUUAUACAGCAGCUUUACAAUACCUAGAAAAGGCCAUCGAAAUCUAUGAAAAGGCUCUUCCACCGGAUCAUCCAGAUUUAGCCAGGAGUUACAACAAUAUUGCGGUAGUUCAUCAAUCAAUUGGUAAUUAUACAGCAGCUUUAGCAUGCCUAGAAAAGGCCAUCAAAAUUAAUCAAAGGGCUCUUCCGCCGGAUCGUCCAGAUUUAGCCGGGAAUUACAACAGUAUUGCGGUAGUUCAUCAAUCAAUUGGUAAUUAUACAGCAGCUUUACAAUACCUAGAAAAGGCCAUCAAAAUUAAUCAAAGGGCUCUUCCGCCGGAUCAUCCAGAUUUAGCCAGGAGUUACAACGGUAUUGCGGUAGUACAUCAAUCAAUUGGCAAUUAUACAGCAGCUUUACAAUACCUAGAAAAGGCCAUCAAAAUUAAUCAAAAGUCUCUUCUUCCGGAUCAUCCAGAUUUAGCCAGGAGUUACAACGGUAUUGCGGUAGUACAUCAAUCAAUUGGCAAUUAUACAGCAGCUUUACAAUACCUAGAAAAGGCCAUCGAAAUCUAUGAAAAGGCUCUUCCACCGGAUCAUCGAGAUUUAGCCAGGAGUUACAACAAUAUUGCGAUGGCCCAUCAAUCAAUUGGCAAUUAUACAGCAGCUUUAUCAUACCUAGAAAAGGCCAUCGAAAUCUAUCAAAAAUCUCUUCCUCCUGAUCAUCCAGAUUUAGCCAUGAGUUACAACAAUAUUGCGGCAGUACAUCAAUCAAUUGGCAAUUAUACAGCGGCUUUACCAUACCUAGAAAAGGCCAUCGAAAUCUGUCAAAAAUCUCUUCCUCCGGAUCAUCCAGAUUUAGCCGCGAACUACCUCAAUAUUGGUACUAUUCAGCGAUUAUCGGGCAACUAUUCAGUCGCUUUGUCAUACUUCGAUAAAAUGCUAAAAAUCUCUCAACAUUCUCUUCCAGACAAUCAUGUCAAUACAGCUCUUUGUUAUAUUGCUAUUGGGGAUACUUAUCAGUCAUUGGGUAAUUAUUCGCAAGCGCUCUCAUACUUUGAGAAAAGCCUUGCUAUGCUUCAGAUAACUCUUCCGCAUGAUCAUCCGCAUAUGUCCCAUAUUUACGCACGUAUAGUCUAUAUAAGUCAAUUGACAAAUGAUCGCAUGUGUGUAAUAGAUAAUCUUGAAAAAGUUGCUGCAAUGCAACAAAAAUUUGUUGCGGACAAUGAACAAUUAUUUCGAUCAUCAUCUUGUGAUCCUCAAAAGAUGCGAGAAUGUACGAACCAUUUCGUAGAAGCUAUGUCCCAGAUGAAGAACGCUGUGAAAUUAAGGCGAAAACUGUCGUCAUCUCCGGAAAUUAUAUCCGACACUACCGGUGGCAGUACUGAUAACCUCAAACAUGUUUUGAAAAACUAUAUAGCAGGACUGUCGAACUUGGAAAGCAUUUUUCAGACGAUGAGCCAAGCGUCGUCCAUGGAGCGAUCAUGGUUAUAUGGAAACACAAUGAAUGCUGCUGACCAAGAUCAAUUUAGCGAGUGUAUGCAAAAGUUUAUUUUAUACAUGAGAAGAGGUUUCGAAACUUUGGGAAACUUAUCUUCAUCACAAAAGACAGCGGCGUCGAGUGGCGAUGACAUCGAUCAUGUAAUGAAACUCUAUGUGAGAGAAACGUUAACUGCAUUGUCGUAUUAUUCAAAAACACUUGAAGUGAGACAGAAAUAUCUUCCACCUAAUGAUCCAUCUGUAGCUACUGAGUACAACAACAUUGGUACUAAGCUCUGUGGCCUUGAUGAAAAUCAAGAAGCAUUAUCGUAUUUUGAAAAGGCACUAGAAUUGAUGCACAAAUCGCUUCCAAAUAAUCACAGUUUGUUGGCCAAAACGUUGAGCAACAUGUCCAAUGCAUUAGCUGACCUUGGACGGUAUCCUGAAGCAACUGACUAUGCAUGGCAUGCUGUUGAAAUAGCCCAUUCUUCCCUUGAAAUUAACCAGAACGAAAUAGCGGAGUACGAAUAUCGACUCGAACAACUUCUGGCAUUGACAUCAUAA
Adineta ricciae is the source of this 4650-nucleotide messenger RNA. The record is from the annotation of a GenBank genome assembly. Lineage: Eukaryota; Metazoa; Rotifera; Eurotatoria; Adinetida; Adinetidae.